Molecule: messenger RNA, 675 nt
Organism: Apus apus (common swift)
Lineage: Eukaryota; Metazoa; Chordata; Aves; Apodiformes; Apodidae
Exons: 3
Coding region: 40-675 (211 amino acids)
Source: RefSeq, a predicted model, not a curated record
CUCAAGACCUUGGAACAAGACCCUGGUGAGGUCGAGGAGAUGAGGAGAGAGAGUUUUCCAUCUCCUGGACAAGUGGGUUUUCCUGGUUUUCCCUUUGCUCCUGGUCCAAGUCCAACUCACGAAGACUUUGGGAAAGUAACAGAGCCAAAGAAGAGGAGAAUGUCUCAGGUCAGGAAGCAACUGGUGAUAUCGCGGGAUUCCUCUGCCAAAAAGCAGCUGGUGACCAGCCAAGCCAAGGGCAAGCCUGCUUCCAAAGGCCGAGCAUCGAAGCAGGUGGUGAAAUCUGAGAGCUACAGAGGAGGAGGAGGACGAGGAGAAGGAGGAAGAAAAGAAGGUGGAGGAGAAGGAGAGGCCAGGAGGACCAGGAGCAGGAGGGCAAGGAGGAGGGGAAGGCUGGGUGGAGAAAAACCUUGCUUAAACAGCAGUGCCGAAGACAACAAAGGCCCUGCCCAGCCAUUCCCAGCCAGCCUUGAUUUUUUUUGGUCUGCUCCGAGUUUUCGUGCUCUGAUGCUGAGGCGCCUGAGGCGUUUCCUCUCCCAUCCCUAUCCCUUUCACUUUCGCUCUGACUCACCCUCAUUUCCGGGAAUAGGAGGAGAGGGGCUGGCUCCUCUGACACGGGACAAAAGGCAGGGCAGGAGCCGGCUGCACAGAGCUGUUGCAGCCCAGGGAAGGUGA